ACCAAAAGCUCACCUGUGUAUUAAUAAUGCAUUACAGCAGUCCUGUCUGUCAGAUCCAGUCAGUUGUUCCACGUUGUGUAACAGUGCACAGUCACAGUGGGAUCUGGGUUACGCUGAAGACACUGCAAGAUUGUGACUGAUUCAUUUUUGCCGGACAAACAUGGAGUUGAUUGGUUCAACACAAUUGGCCACAUAUACACGGCCCAAGAGCAGUAACUUCUUGCCAGCCAUCUCUACAACAGCAUCCAGCUACAGAACCAACCAGAACUCCAACUGGAGGACUAACAUGUACUUCAGGAGUGGGAGUGCUAUUCCUUCCAUCAUCCCCAUAACACAAAGAGAAAACCUGGACCUGGUUCGGGCCAAGACUAUGUUCUACCCAUCUAACAGGACUGCACUAACGACACGCUAUACACCAGAUGACUGGUACAAAUCCAACCAGAGCAACUACCGAGAUUCAGAAUCUUCUAGGAAGAGUGCAGAGAGGCUGAGGAAGGACACGAUCCGGAUGAUCCAGGACCGGGAACAGUGCACCCGCAGGACUCAGGAGAACACCAGCAGGAUCCUGGGGGAGAGACUCAAUGAUAUCAGCUUCUGGAGGUCUGAGCUGGGCCAUGAAAUUGACAACAUGGUGACAGAGAUAGCGGCGCUGAUGGAGGUGAAACGCAGACUGGAGAGAGCGCUGGCUGAGACCGAGGGGCCACUACAGGUGUCCCAGGAAUGCUUGUUUCAUCGAGAGAAGAGGAUGUCCAUUGACCUGGUACACGAUGACGUGGAAAAAGACCUGAUCAAGGAAGUGGAGGUGAUAAAGUCAUGUCAGGAGAGAAUGAGGAGGAACUUGGACAAAGUCAUUGCACAGCUGGCAUCAAACCGAUCAGUGCAGCAUGAACUGGAGAGAGAUUUAAACGAUAAAGUCACAGCUCAGCGUAUAGACGACCGAUGUCAUCAGCUGCGCAACACCUCGGACGGCAUCAGCUACUACAGAGGCAUCGAGCGCCUUGACCCUUCUCUGAGCUUGCCUGACACAUGGUCAAAGUUCACCGACGACAACAUCCUGCACUCUCAGAGUGAACGUGCAGCGUCACACAAGCUCCGUGAUGAGACCGAGGUGCUGCUUAACACCACCUCCAACGAGAUGUGGAACCAGUUCAAUAAUGUUAACGUAGCCUUCACCAACCGCAUCUCUGAAAUGGCGGAUACCAAGAACAGCCUGCAGGCUCACUUGGCUAAGACCCUCCAGGAGAUCUACCAGACUGAAAUGCUCAUUGACACCUUGAAAAGGGCGAUUCGUGAUAAGGAGAACCCUCUCAAAGUGGCUCAGACCCGUCUGGAGGAAAGAACCCGCAGACCUAAUGUGGAACUCUGCAGAGACAACCCAUUUCACAGGUUGGUGACUGAAGUGAGGGAGAUCGAGGAUACAAUUCAUAGUCUGAGGGAACGACUGAUGGAGGCCGAAAACACUUUGCAGAACCUGGUGAAGACCAAAGUGGCUCUGGAGCAUGACCUCUCCAUCAAGGCUAACUCACUCUUCCUGGAUCAAGAGAAAUGCAUGAGUAUGAGGAAGAGCUUUCCCAGCACCCCACGCCUUGUGGGAUAUACUUAGAGUCCUGGCUUCUUGUCAGGUUAAAACAGCUUCAGUUUUCUUUAACCAAGAUUUUCAGUUUAUUAUGGGAAAUCCUUCAUUAGCUAAUGGCUAAUGAAAUGAAAUGACUGUAAUAAACACUUUCUUAAAGUACUCCUUUAGUGAAAUACUCCAAUUUGUGACUUUAAUUUAAUAUAUUUGUUUUAAGUUUAAAAUGAUUUUACAUAUAAAUGAUAAAUAUUUCUGGUUAGGCACAUUAACUGAAGUCACCAUCACCAAUCAAUAGCCAUCUUUCAAUCCAGCAUUCAAUUUUAUCAUCUAUCAAUUUUUCAGUUGUAGAAGUCAAAGUUUAAACUUAUUUUAGCACUUCACGUCCAAAGAGCUGAAUACGAGUAUGUCCAAUAUCCAAGUGGAUGGAUAUCAAAGAGAUGGAGAAUAAAAUUGGUGCUAAUCCUCAUGUGUUGUCCUGAUGUUAGAAACAAAAGCCCAAAUAGCAAAAUAACUGGACCCUCAGCUUGAUCAUUAGAAGUUGUACUAGAAGUAUUAACAUACUUCAUGCUAAUAUUUUAUUGGUUCCUCAUACCAUAAAAACUAGCUAGUUUAUUAGCAACACAUACUUAAACAAAAUGUACGAGUUUGUUAUUAAGGACUUCAUUCUUUCUAUUAAAAGCUGUU
Molecule: messenger RNA, 2257 nt
Organism: Hemibagrus wyckioides
Lineage: Eukaryota; Metazoa; Chordata; Actinopteri; Siluriformes; Bagridae
Gene: tekt3
Product: tektin 3
Exons: 8
Coding region: 161-1603 (480 amino acids)
Biological process (GO): cilium assembly; cilium movement involved in cell motility
Cellular component (GO): microtubule cytoskeleton; sperm flagellum; nucleus
Source: RefSeq, a predicted model, not a curated record